AUGUCUAGCGUAGAGGAUUUGAAAGAGCAAGGAAACGUCGCGAGUGAGGCAGAAAAGUCGAUGAUGCCAUCAUCACAUCAGGAGGAGGCUGCUGUAAAGAAGAAGUAUGGAGGUCUCAUGCCAAAGAAACCACCACUCAUUUCCAAGGAUCAUGAGCGAGCAUACUUUGACUCAGCUGAUUGGGCUCUUGGAAAGCAAGGUGUUGCGAAGCCAAAGGGACCUCUUGAAGCUCUUCGUCCCAAAUUACAGCCAACACAGCAGCAGACACGUUACAGGAAGUCUCCAUGUGCUCCAUCCAAUGCCGGUGAAGAUGGAGGAGAAGCUGCUCAGACCGAAGGAGUUUCCGGCAACAACGAGGAGUAG
Messenger RNA from Eruca vesicaria subsp. sativa (arugula), 363 nucleotides. The record is from the annotation of a GenBank genome assembly. NCBI's taxonomy places the organism in Eukaryota, Viridiplantae, Streptophyta, Magnoliopsida, Brassicales, Brassicaceae.